AGGAAGGGACUGAUACAAGGUCCAUGUUGUAUGUAUAUCGUGCAACAAUAAACAUUUAUGAGUUAACCAACAACACACAUGUCUCGGUCGCCAAUAACCCCGAAACGAGGCGGCGACGGUGGCGGUUUAGGUCUCGCCGCCGUGGCGUACAUCGCCGUCGACUAUCUCCGGCACCUGUCACCGUCAUGGCACGAGCUACUCCAGCCUUUACUAUGGAUCAUACUCGCACUAAUCGCAAUCACACGUGUUCCUUUCUACAAACACUGGUCAGCCGAACUUCGUUCAGCUCUAGUAUUCGUGGCUGCUUUGGUCUUCAUGCUCUGCGCCUUACUCUAUGAAAUGAUCUCCGUUCGUUCCGUUACCGCCGUUCUCGGCCUCAACUGGCACCGGAGUACCCCUCCUCUUCCUGACACUGGACAGUGGAUCCUGUUGGGACUGAACGAGAAACUUCCUCAAGUGAUUGUAGAUAUAUUGAGAGCUCGAAUCGUUGGAUUGCAUCAUUACCUGAUGCUAUUUGUAAUGCUUGCUUUUUCUGUGCUGUUUGGCUCCAUAGAAGCUCCUGGUCUUGGGAUUGGUGCCCGGUACAUGUUCACUAUGGCAAUAGGACGGCUUUUGCGAGCCCUAAGUUUUGCAUCUACAAUUCUGCCAUCACCUCGACCUUGGUGUGCUGCAAGUCGGUUUGAUGUCCCUCAACAUCCACAUCGUUGGGCACAGAAAUUUUAUGUCCCGUAUGCUUCUGACUCCAAUGCUAUAAGAAAUGUCAUUCAUCAUGAUAUGGUGUAUGAUGGUGGUGUUGUGCAAGAUGAUGAAUAUAGACCAAAUUGGGGGUUGAUGAGCUUCCUUGCUGAUUUCCUCCGACCCGUUCCUUCGGGAGAGGCUGCAUGGAUUAAUUUGCUAAAGAAAGCGGGAGGCGGGUGCAAUGAUCUUCUAUACAGUGGGCACAUGCUUGUUGCGGUCCUUACAGCCAUGGCUUGGACGGAAGCAUACGGAGGUUUGAGCUCAGUGUUUAUAUGGAUGCUUGUAGCACAUAGUGCCCAGAGAGAAGUACGGGAAAGACAUCACUACACAGUAGACUGCAUUGUAGCAAUCUAUGUCGGGUUCAUGUUGUGGAAGAUGACUGGGUUUCUGUGGCCACUCAACAACAAAAAGUCGAGACUGAAGAGGCUUGAAAAGAUCGAGAGCAAGCUUUACCAAGCUGCAAAAGAUUCAGACUUGGACCAAGUGCGAGACCUCUUAAAACAAGUGGACUCCACCGCCAAGGAUCAAAUUGGGAAGGAGAGGGCUAUGCGAUUUUUUGCUGGUGGAACCGUCAUUUUUGCCCUUACAAUCGUCGUGUUGGCGUUUGUUUUAACCAGUGACGGGUAGGUGGUGGUUGUGUGAUUUUGUACCACGAACGAACACAGAUAAUAAUUGAACUUCAAUUGUUUUGUUGUAUUAGUUUUAGGACUUGCUGUUCUGCGUUUGUAAUUUGUAGCUUGGGAAACUUGAUGCUAUAAUAGGUAUGAGAAAUGGAAUGUGGUUAUCAAUAUACACGUGAAAUCAUUUUGUAA
Helianthus annuus (common sunflower) is the source of this 1550-nucleotide messenger RNA. RefSeq lists its product as uncharacterized. Gene Ontology annotation, molecular function: ceramide cholinephosphotransferase activity; sphingomyelin synthase activity. Gene Ontology annotation, biological process: ceramide biosynthetic process. The transcript has 4 exons. The coding region runs from base 79 to 1365 and encodes 428 amino acids. The record is from RefSeq and is a predicted model, not a curated record. Lineage: Eukaryota; Viridiplantae; Streptophyta; Magnoliopsida; Asterales; Asteraceae. Gene Ontology annotation, cellular component: endoplasmic reticulum membrane; Golgi membrane.